Salvia miltiorrhiza (redroot sage) is the source of this 1937-nucleotide messenger RNA. Its product is annotated as pentatricopeptide repeat-containing protein CRP1, chloroplastic-like. NCBI's taxonomy places the organism in Eukaryota, Viridiplantae, Streptophyta, Magnoliopsida, Lamiales, Lamiaceae. The transcript is spliced from 4 exons. Gene Ontology annotation, molecular function: protein binding. The coding region runs from base 196 to 1749 and encodes 517 amino acids. The record is from RefSeq and is a predicted model, not a curated record.
AUACACAAAAAUAUUAAUCAGAGCCUGGACAAAGAGUCAUUGUCUUCAAGUUCAGAUCAAAAGAAGUUCUUUUCGUUAAAAGGUAAUAGUACUCUAUUAAGGUGUAAAGGGAAUUUUACAUGCCAAGAAAGAUUUCAAUUUACCGUAGCAUUGCGCGCGCGAGGCAAAGCAAAGCAGUUGUUCCGCUGCAAAGUUAUGGAGAUGCAGCAAAUGAUGCUACCUAGACCACACUCCCUCGCAAUUCUUCACAAAUUUUCAUUCGUUCUUCCAUUUUUCUUCAAAUUUAGCCACAAAUUCGCAAUACCCAUUUCAUUAAGUCCUUUGGGAAUGCCUAGAAGCAAAUUCAUGAAAGAAUAUGAUUCGGAAUCGGUUAGUUUAUCACUGAGUGAUGUUUCGGAGCAUGCGGCUUCCAACUGCAAGGAGAUUUCAUGGGAUACGUACAACGAGAUGCUGUGCGAACUGUGCGAGGAAGGAGAAGUCGACGACGCCAUGGCUCUGCUCUCGCAAAUGGAGGCGUUGGGUUAUCGCCCCAAUUCGGCGUCGUAUUCGUGUUUGAUAACUAGCCUCGGAGAUGUAGGAAGGACGUUGGAGGCCGACGCGAUCUUCCAAGAAAUGGUGAUUUCGGGAGGUAGGCCGAAGAUCAGGCUGUUCAAUGCAAUGCUCAAAAGCUGUUUGAGGAAAGGCCUCUUAGAGCUGUCUGAUAAAGUUUUGCGGGCGAUUGAUGAUAUGGGAUUGGAGAGGAAUCGUAAGACGUUUGAGAUUUUGAUCGAAUACUAUGUUAGCGCUGGGCGUUUGAACGAUACAUGGCUGGUGCUUGCUGAGAUGAAGAGGAAGGGAUAUGAUCCCAACUCUUAUGUGUAUAGUAAGAUCAUCGAGAUUUAUAGGGAUAACGGGAUGUGGAAGAAGGCAAUGGGGGUUGUGGCGGAGAUACGAGCAAUGGGGAUGAUGAUGGAUAGGAGGAUAUAUGGUAGCAUCAUUGAUACUUUUGCAAGAUAUGGUGAAUUGGAAGAUGCUUUGGAAGUGUUUGAGAAGAUGCAAGAAGAUUGCAUAAAGCCGGAUGUUAAGACAUGGAAUUCUUUGAUCCAAUGGCAUUGUAAAUUCGGGGAGACUGAUGGUGCUGUGAAGUUGUUCAGUAGGAUGCAGGAACAGGGGAUUUAUCCUGAUCCCAAGAUUUUUAUGACGAUCAUCUCCCGUUUGGGGGAGCAGGGGAAAUGGGACAUCAUAAGAAGGAUUUUCGAGAAUAUGAAGGGUAAAGGACACCAAAGGAGUGGAGCCAUUUACGCAGUUCUUGUUGAUAUAUACGGGCAGUAUGGGAAAUCACAAAAUGCAGAGGAUAGUGUAAUGGCACUGAAAUUGGAAGGUGUUCAGCUUGAUCCUAGCAUGUUUUGUGUUCUGGCAAAUGCUUAUGCUCAGCAGGGAUUAUGCGAACAAACUGUUAAGGUACUGCAGCUGAUGGAAGCAGAAGGAAUGGAAAUGAACCUGAUAAUGCUGAACGUUUUGAUCAACUCGUUUGCAAUUGCUGGACGACAUAUGGAAGCGCUAUCGGUCUACAACCACAUGAGAGAGAGUGGUAUCAGCCCUGAUGUUGUGACCUAUAGUACUCUAAUGAAGGCGUUUUUGUGGGCCAAGAAAUUUGAUCAGGUCCCAAAGAUAUACAGUGAAAUGGAGGCUUCAGGAUGUUCACCAGAUAGAAAGGCCCGCGAAAUACUGAAAUCUGCUCUGCUUGUUCUUGAACAACGGCAUUCAUAGCGCGAAUUCAGCCUGGAUUCUUCAUCGCGAGAGCUGAGAUCAGACAAAGAUUGUGAUAGACAAGUAAGACCAGUUUGUAAAUAAGAAACCAGCACUUCUGUUUACACCCUUGUUGUGCAUACAAAUAUUUGAAUGAAGUAAAUGUAAUCACAGUUCCUGAAAUGAGCAUGCAUUUUGAUGUUUUAUUA